GGGAAGCCUUACACACUAUCCUGAAGCAGCGUUUUGAACUCCCAGGGUUUAAAUAGCUCAUCCAGAUGCCCAGUUGUGAAAAAAAGACUCCUCUGCUUUAUUUGGAACAAUGGCUUAGAUCACUAUCUUGGUUAGAAAACAACACUUGACACCGAGAAGGAACUGACAUACAAGCAUAAAUCGUCCUGUUUGUUAGAAAACUUGAGAAAAGUGCUGAUAGAACUAUUCUCAGUCUAAUCUUUAAAGAAAUGCAUUUCCUCUGGAUGAGUUUUGUCCUCUCUUCCACUAAAUAAACUUAAUUUGCCAAGAUGAACAAAUAAUUUUUUAAUUUUUUUUUUUAAUUAAUUUUUAUAGCCCAAAAAGCUGGCAGGAUGUGAAUCAAAGGCUACACAUAAAUUAGACCUAAACGUUUAUAACGGAACCUGAAUUCAACACAUUGUAACAUUUCACAUCCUUUGUAAUGAAAUCUUCUUAUGGAUAAUAUUUUUAUAAUUAGACUAAUAUAAUUUUACAAACAGUUUGAAUUGUAAACAAAAAAAAACUAAAACAGAAACGAAAAAUUCCCACGAAAUUCCCAAAGUUAAAACACGCAGGUUUCCUUCGAUUCGCACUGCGGUUCACUGACUCAGCGAUCGAUUCGCUCGCCUAUCAGCUGCUUUCCUCAUCGACGAAGCUCAUCGUGUGGCAGACCAAACGAAUCGAUCCGCGCUGUUGACUUGUGUUCGAUUUCGGAUUUCCUGGUCGGAUGAGAGAACGGAAAAUCCCUCAGCAAACACCACUCUCAUCACGAACACUUUCACUAUCUAUCCGUGAACAAUCCCACCGUUAACGUAACUUAAAAAGAGAGUCGUAGCCCGCCGAGAAACAAGGAAAUCUGAGUUUAUUUGCCUCUUCUUCCUGGAUCCGUGUCAGCGUCGAAUAUGUCCGCGUCCGCUGGCGGUGCCGCGUCUCCGGGUUCGGCCCUCUCCGUCGGUCCCGCUACGGCUCCCGGCUCUGGCAUGUCCAUGUUCCGGUGGCUUGAGGUGCUGGAAAAAGAGUUCGAUAAAGCGUUUGUGGAUGUCGAUCUGUUAAUGGGAGAGAUAGAUCCGGAUCAGGCUGAUAUCACGUAUGAGGGCCGUCAGAAGAUGACCAGUCUAAGCUCGUGCUUCGCUCAGCUCUGUCAUAAAGCACAAACCAUCUUUCAGCUUAACCACAAAUUGGAGGCUCAGCUGGUAGACCUGCGUUCAGAGCUGACGGAUGUGCAGGCGGAGAAGGCAGUUGUGGAGGAAGAGGUCCACGAACAGCUUCUGCAGCUUCAUGCCAUGCAGCUCAAACUUCAAGCCAAAGCCGGUCAGACGGUGGACUCCGACUCCAUCAUGGACAGGAUGCAUGUUCCCUCAGUGGAGGAGAUGGAAAAGGAACUAAAGGCCAGUAAGAAAGAGAAAGUGAAGGAGGCCAAGCUGGAAGCUGAGGUAAAGUUGCUGAAGAAAGAGAACGAGGCCCUCCGCAGGCAUAUCGCGGUACUACAGGCUGAGGUUUAUGGAGCCAGACUAGCAGCCAAAUACUUGGACAAAGAGCUGGCAGGGAGGGUUCAGCAGAUACAGUUGCUGGGGCGAGACAUGAAAGGACCAGCUCAUGAUAAACUGUGGAACCAGCUUGAAGCAGAAAUUCACCUGCACCGCCACAAAACAGUCAUCCGAGCCUGCAGGGGGCGCAACGACCCCAACAAGCCCUUGCUAUCACCCGUGGGCCAUGACACGGACUCCUUGAAGAAGACACAAGGAGUUGGUCCUAUACGCAAAGUUGUUCUGACCAAAGAAGAUCACGAAGGGCUUGGAAUCUCCAUAACAGGCGGUAAAGAACACGGAGUUCCCAUCCUAAUCUCGGAAAUUCACCCCACCCAGCCCGCAGAACGCUGCAGAGGUUUGCACGUCGGCGAUGCCAUCUUAGCAGUCAACAACAUCAACCUGAGAGACGCCAAGCACAAAGAGGCAGUCACCAUCCUUUCACAGCAGAGGGGGGAGAUCGAGUUUGAGGUGGUUUAUGUGGCUCCGGAGGUGGAUUCGGAUGACGAGAACGUGGAGUAUGAAGACGACAGCGGCCAUCGGUACCGUUUGUACCUGGAUGAACUGGAGGAGGGACCAGGAGCCAAUCAGAACAAUGGCAGUGCUGAACCCACCUCCUUACAAGCUGUAGGGAAGCACUUAGCGAACAACAGAACAGAAAAUGGAGAUACAACCUUGUCAAGUGAGAGUCCUUCGGAAGAGAAGAUCUCCAAGACAGAGGAAUCAACAGAGAGUUCUUCUUAGGUCUCCAGAUACAAAGAAAAGUCCUUUAGAUUGAAGAGGAGCACCUGACGUGAGAAACAGAAAGAGAUUGCACAUGUACAAUUUGUAACAUAAAAAUAUACUGAUGCCGUAUGAAGAACAGACUGUUUUGACUCUGUUCACUGGAAAUGAACCACUCAGAGAAGAGAGGACUGUUACUCAGCGGACAUGGAGGACUGUUCGCAUGUUUACGUCACCAACUUGAUUUAGUUGUAAAGAAAGUUGAGGGGGAAAAAUCAUAUUCUCAAUCUUGUUUGUGUAUCUUUUCCAUACAUAUAAUGACCUUCAGUAGGUGAGUUGAAUCUCAGCUGAUGUAGAGGUCCUUCUUAAAGGAACAGAAUACCCAAACUGAAAAAAUUCUGCAGUUCUUUGUAAAAGUGUCCCGAAAACAUCUAUGCUGAUGUGAUUUCUAAAGAGAUUAUUAUUCGGUCACAAGAACUGAAUAACGUUUUCUUAAAAAUACAGCAUACAGGUACGGACAUGAGAGUAAAAACAACAGAAUUUUGAAGUAAACCUGAUCCUUAGGUGAGAUGGAUAUAACGAAAGUGUUCGUUCAUACAAAACAUCAACAGUUUUAAUGUUGCACUUUUAGUCUAGUGUGAGCCUGUGCUGUUAAACCUGCUUAGCUGUACUCCACUAAAGCAACGACACAAGAACGAUGUCACUUCCUGUUUGGGGAUGACAGAGACAGAAACAGCGCAUGUACACGCGUCAUGUAUUUACAUUACACACAGUCUCCACAUUCGUUCAAGCAAAAAAGUGGAGAGAACUUUAAUGAAACAUCCGGGUUAUAUUUCGCCCUGAUUUCUAUUCCUCAUGUGACAAAGAAAUACACCUUUAGCUUUUCUUUUGGUUUUAAGGUGAAAUUAAUACAAAAACCUCUGAUAGAUUUUCAUUGUGAUAUUUUCUCCUACGUAUCCUGUGAAGUAUUUUUGAACGACUAACCCGAGCAGCGUCCGGUUGACCUGACAGUGUCGCUGAACGUACUUACAUACUGUAUUUACAGUGUUUUUGGAAAAGACUACCGAUUAUUAUCCAGUUAAGUGGGUGUGUUUGCAUUUUUAGAUAGCAAAAUGACUUAUUUAAAUUAAUUUAAUCCAAACCUAUAUCCUCUUUGUUUUGCAAAAAACCUUGCUCUUGUUUUGAGGAUUCUUAACGACCAUCUUCCCCUAUUCUGUGUGCGUAAAGUAAACUCUAGUGCCUCAAAUCUGUAAAUUGUAACAUCACUACUGUAUAGCUCGCUAGAAGAGAUUUCUAUAAUCAGUGUUGCUUCCCUAUUAUUCGGUUAUUUAACAUAUCACUAAACUCUCACGCUCUAAAUAAACAUGGGCUGUAUAGCAAUAAAAAUGCUUAUAUGUAGCCUGUAUACAAUACACAUCAAUUAUUCAUGAUCAUUACUGUUAUAUUCUGCUGUUUGUUACCCCACUGUAUCUUCACAGGUGUUUUUGAGAUGUUAAGCAGAUGACCACAUGGUCUUCUCUUAUCAGUAUGUGGACUGGUGGGCUGAUGGUGUUGCUUUUCUUUUUUUGUUACUGAUUAUGGAUUGGGGUGCAAUGCGUCCCCCCGGGGGGCUAUGUUCUUCCCACACUGCCAGUGCAUGGCACAGCACAGACACCAUAGCAAAGUAUUUUAAUCUGGUUUAUUUCUCCAUUUAUCUUUGUAACACUGCUUUUUAUUUCCAAUGUCAUACAUUUCUGAAACACGGGAGAUUUGGAAACAAUGUUCCAGAUGUAGUUGACGUAUGACUGGAUUCAAUAAACUUAUUUGCCCACGAUGAAAAAUGUAUUGUGCGUUCAUAAAUCUAGUAUUUACAUAUGUGACCCUGGACAACAAAACUAGUCUUAAGGUUCAAGUUUUGAGAUUUUUACAUCAACUGAAUGCUGAUAAAUACGCUUUCUUUUGAUAUAUGGUCUGGUAGGAUAGGACACUAUCUGACGGAUCAACAACUGUUUACAAAGCUGGAAUCUGAGGGUGCAAAAAAUUGAGAAAGUCGCCUUUGAAGUUGUUCAUCUGAGGCACUGUAGCAAGCCAUCCAUUCACAAAAAGAAAGUUUAUAUACAUUUACAAUAGGAAAUAUAUCAAAUAUCUUCCUGGAACAUGAUCUUUACUUAAUAUCCUAAUGUUUCUUGUAAAAAAAAAUCAAAAUCUGUAUUCUUGGCUAUAACUACAAACGUUCCCGUGCUACUUAAGACUGGUUUUGAUGUCCAGGCUCACAUAUUGCAGUACUCCGUUCAAACAGUGGGAGGCGGUACAAGAGCAAAAA
This is a messenger RNA of Triplophysa dalaica, 4569 nucleotides long. It is a transcript of the gene gopc, whose product is annotated as golgi-associated PDZ and coiled-coil motif containing. The record is from RefSeq and is a predicted model, not a curated record. Gene Ontology annotation, biological process: negative regulation of protein localization to cell surface. Gene Ontology annotation, cellular component: trans-Golgi network transport vesicle; membrane; Golgi apparatus. NCBI's taxonomy places the organism in Eukaryota, Metazoa, Chordata, Actinopteri, Cypriniformes, Nemacheilidae. Gene Ontology annotation, molecular function: transmembrane transporter binding. Bases 921 to 2288 code for a protein of 455 amino acids. The transcript is spliced from 9 exons.